UUCAAAUUCAGUCUCUUACGACCACAGCUAGUGAAUAAUAUUUGUAGCAAAAAUACAUUCGCCAUCACCAAUUGGCUUUGUUCGCUGCUACCAACAACAAACAUUCAAGUGAAUACUCAAAACAACAACCACAACAAACAGGAAACUAUUUGGUUAGUGUGCGUGUCACUUUAAUUUCUCGUCUACAACAAACAAACAAACAAAAUGGCACAAAACGUCGUACAAAUGACCACCGAACAACUUCAGGCACUAAUCGAGUCGGUACGUUUGGCCGCCGUGGCAGGCGCCAGUAGUGCCGCUCCGGCUACCAUCCAAACCAAGGGCAACUUCACCAACUGUAGCAGCCGGUUUGGAGGUCAGCGCGACCAUGAGGCUGUCGAGGAGUUCAUCACCUCCAUUGCUACCUACAAAGAAAUCGAGUCGAUCAGCGAUGAAGAUGCGCUUAAGGGGCUAUCUUUACUGUUCUACGGUCUGGCGUCCACUUGGUGGCAAGGCGUGCGCAAAGAAGCGAAAACCUGGGGAGAUGCCAUUGCGUUGAUUCGCGAUCACUUCUCGCCCACCAAACCCGCCUACCAGAUUUACUUGGAGAUCUUUGAAAACAAACAAGACGACCGCGCUGCCAUUGAUACGUUCAUCUGUCAGAAGCGCGCUUUACUUGCUCAACUGCCAGAGGGACGUCACGACGAGGAAACCGAGUUGGAUUUGGUCUAUGGUCUGCUGAACAUCAAGUAUCGUAAGAAUAUUCUACGCCAAGACAUUAAGACCUUCCGCGAAUUACUUGAAAAGGGCCGUAUUAUCGAACACAAUGACUUGCAAUCAGAGGAAGUUCAAACUGGUCCAAUGCGUGGUUCCAAACGUACCAAACGCUGUACCCAUUGUAACUUCCGAGGUCACACUUUCGAAGAGUGUCGAAAGCGCAAAACUGCGACUGAUCAAUAAAUACAACCAACAUCGCACUGCGUCACCUUCCUAACCAGACAUUCCUCGAACCACUUACGAUGACUACCACACACACACACACAACACCAACCAAUGGAAACUGACAUCAUCACUUAGCGACGUCACAAUCCGAGCAGCUUACGCCGGUACCGUAUUACUGAAGCAGAACUUUCGCUCUCACCAACGAAGCAGAGAAGCAGCGUCCAGCUUUGGUGAUUUGGUUAAUAGCGGCAACAGCAGCAACAAAACUAUUUAGACUUAGUAUAAGUAUAUAAAUUCACAUAUACACACAUAGAAAUAAUUAUUGUGAGUUUGAGUUGUUCUUUGCCCCUACAAAACUAUUGGAAAUUUUACGUGGUAGGACAAAGUUUUCUAUACACUUUAGCGGUGCUUUGAUUGCUUUGUCUUAAAUGCGUUAUUAUUUCCAAUAGAGGUGUACGGAGUGGAGGCAUCUUGGGUGCACAAACGUCUUUCAUCCAACCGCAAACGCGAGUUCACGCUGUGUCAAACACGGCUCCAGAUGGCUAUGAACGCCAGCAAUGGAGUUCCUUCAUUGCCGAAAACAAUAUUUCUUCAACCCGUGAAGAUAAUUGAAAUCAGAUUUUAAACAAAACGAAUUAUUGUAAUUCGAGUCACAAUUCGAACCAGCCAUACUUCAAAAAUAUUGGUGACAAUUUGCUUCAUCUCACAUUUCGUGCAAUGAUCAAGUUUUUUUUUUUCAAUGGAAAGUUGUAGUGAUCUCAUUCUAUAGUAGCCAUGAGGUUAGAGACUUGUGAGCAUAUCAUAGUAACUGGAAUCUCUGCGGAUAUUCCAGUGGCUCAAUAUGAAUCUACAAGUCUCACCUUUGGUAUACAAUAGAAAGUGGUCAUUAAUUUUCGAUUGAAGAAAAAAGUUUGAUUUAUUGUGUGAGUUGUUGAGGUCCGAAGCAGAUUGUUCCCUUUAUGAAGAUGACUGAGGAGAUGAGUGCUCGAAACACCGCUGCAUUUGCCUGCUGGUGACAGUGGUUCAAUUGUCAUUCAGUGAGAAUUGGACUGGCACAUCUUUGUGUUUGUUGCAAAUUGAGAUAUGCAUGCUGACGUCUGUAAGCAUUUGGAUCGAGGCUUCGGCGUCGUUCCUCUUGUUUGACCACCUCAGUUUGGGUAAAUCAGUUGCUGCAAAUGCAAAGCUGCACCCAGUGGAUUCCUACCAUGACGAUGACUUUUGGACAAUGUUACCCAAUCUCAAAUGUGGCACAACCUCCGUUGCAUAUAGAAGUGCUGCUUGACAUUUUGUGUGUUGCAUUUGGACAGCUUGGCGAUAUGGUCCGCAUUGCAGAGUUGGCGAACCAUUCGGAGACUUCUUGCGCUGCGAUGGGUGUCUCUUCGGAGACAUGCAUUGCGUGUGAGUGGCAUCUGGUGGAUUCAACAACUCUGUUCUGUUCUCAUAUAGCUGAAGUACUAAUGCUUUUCGCAACAUGUGGGCAGUAACUCUACGUGUGGCAAACCCAAAAAUCGCCUUCGGGUGAUUUUUAAACUUUUAAAUGUACUUACAUUUUUGUAAUUAUUGGAAAAAUUGUACAACGAUGGCUACAACAUCGCCAUUCGUACAAUUGGCACGCCAAAUUGGCGAUCUGCGGGAUGUGCAAACUUCUCUGUAGCGCCAAGCGUAUGGCACGCCAACUGAUAUGCACUCAUGCAUUCACUCAGCCCUACAGCUUAGAUUCGUCGCUCAUUUCGCCUCCGGAAAUGUUCCGAUAGUCUUGGCUCUCUCAAAGAGACACAGAAAUUUCUCAUUUUGCAGUGUUCAGUUUAUUCGGAUUAUUCACUAGUGUGAGCUACCCACCGUCCAUUUACCGAGAGCAUCAAACUCUGGAGGAACUGGUCCGUAUUUCGGUUCAAAUGCGGUUGGUAGUUUCACCAGCUAAAGGUUUAGCGAAGACACUGCAUUGUGAGCAUAGAAAAAUUAAGUUCAAAUCUCAGAUUUGGUUUUUAAGUCAAGUCACUGUUAGAUAUUUACCUAAUUCUUUGUUACUAGUAAUAAGAAAACAAGUAAACAGAAAAGAGGUACAAAAAAAAAAAAUAAAAAACAAAUUGACAAAAAAAAAUCAAUGACGAAAAAAAUAAUAAUAACGAAACAGAUGGGCGAAGUUGCCUACAACUAAA
Molecule: messenger RNA, 3080 nt
Organism: Anastrepha obliqua
Lineage: Eukaryota; Metazoa; Arthropoda; Insecta; Diptera; Tephritidae
Product: activity-regulated cytoskeleton associated protein 1-like
Exons: 1
Coding region: 205-939 (244 amino acids)
Source: RefSeq, a predicted model, not a curated record